This is a messenger RNA of Fragaria vesca subsp. vesca, 1518 nucleotides long. Its product is annotated as probable sodium/metabolite cotransporter BASS1, chloroplastic-like. The record is from RefSeq and is a predicted model, not a curated record. Gene Ontology annotation, cellular component: membrane. The coding region runs from base 104 to 1321 and encodes 405 amino acids. The transcript is spliced from 7 exons. NCBI's taxonomy places the organism in Eukaryota, Viridiplantae, Streptophyta, Magnoliopsida, Rosales, Rosaceae.
ACAGAAGCUCUGCCUCUGUGAGUGGGUUCUCCACGUCUCACAGACACACACACACCUGAACUGAAACAAGGUCGUCAAACACUGAAAGAGCCAAAGAGAGAAAAUGCAGUCAUCACUUUCAUACUCCCACUGCAACAAAACCUUCACAUUCAAACCAAACCCAAACCCCAUUCCAAACCAGUCCCUACUCAGACCCACUAAACCCUCCUCCAAACCACCAACACCACCUUCCUCCUCCAUCCACCUCACACUAAGAUCCCACUCCCACCCACAACCACUCUCCCCUCAAAACCCCAAAAGACCCUUCUCCUCAGUGACCCCACUUGGUUCAGGCAUUUCCUCCAACAGCUUCAGUGCCAAUGGCAACCGGAGCUUCCGGGACUGGGUCGAGGCGGCGAGUGAGGCUGUGUCCAAUGCCUUUCCGAUUUGGGUCGCUUUGGGGUGCCUGUUGGGCUUGCUCAGCCCAGCUUCCUUCAACUGGGUCACCCCCAAGUUCAAUUUUUUGGGGUUAACAGUCACUAUGCUUGGGAUGGGUAUGACUCUAACGUUCAAUGACCUUAGGGAUGCUCUUGCUAUGCCCAAGGAGCUGUUUUGCGGCUUCGCUCUUCAAUACUCGGUGAUGCCUUUAUCAGGGUAUUUUGUGAGCAAGCUUUUGAAUCUGCCGUCGCAUUAUGCGGCUGGUUUGAUAUUGGUUGCGUGCUGCCCGGGUGGGACGGCAAGUAACAUUGUCACUUAUAUUGCACGUGGAAAUGUGGCACUUUCAGUGUUAAUGACAGCAGCAAGCACUGUAUCAGCCGUGAUCAUGACCCCCUUUCUCACAGCCAAACUUGCUGGUCAAUACGUUGCAGUCGAUGCAGCUGGGAUGUUAUUCUCUACACUGCAGGUUGUCCUUCUUCCUGUGAUUGCCGGUGCUUUUCUGAAUCAGUACUUCCAAGGUCUGGUUAAAUUUGUCUCCCCCUUGAUGCCCCCCAUUGCUGUGGCAACAGUAGGUGUUCUUUGUGGGAAUGCAAUUGCCCAGAGUUCCUCUGCAAUCCUUACAUCAGGUCUACAAGUUGUGCUAGCUUCAUCUCUUCUGCAUGCAUCUGGAUUUUUCUUUGGGUACGUGCUUUCAAGGUUACUUGGGCUUGAUGUGGCAGCAUCAAGAACUAUCUCAAUCGAGGUUGGCAUGCAGAAUUCAGUGCUUGGGGUUGUUCUAGCUACUCAGCACUUUGGAAAUCCUCUUACUGCAGUACCAUGUGCGGUUUCCAGCGUUUGCCAUUCAAUCAUUGGUAGUGCCUUGGCAGGAAUAUGGAGACGGAGCGUGCCGAAAGAGCAAGAAUGAAAUGUGAAUGUAGAAACUAGAGACAAUCAGUAUGAAUAAUUCUUCUGUAUAUUAUAUGAGCCGAUAGUCGUAUCCAUUGUUGGCUAUGAGCACUUAGUAGACUGGCUCAGACUCGAAUAAACUAAGGACAUCAAAACAACGGUAUUGUAGAACAUCUCAUAAUUUAAUUGUUAAGCGUGGCUAGAGCAUGUUACAGU